AUGGAGCUUAUCGGCCCCGCCCCGCCUCCGCAUCGCCAGCAUUCGCAAGCAAAUGGCGAUCUUGGCCCUGCGCCUGCUUACACGGUCGCUACCGGGCGGCCAGUCUCGCCGCCGCCGGCGUAUGAAGCGCAUCCGCCGCCACCGCUACCGGCCGCAGUCGGCGAGAAGGGCAAGGAGAAGGCGCAAGCGGCGAUGGCGGACCGUCUGGAGCGAAUCCAUGCCACGCUGGACGCUGUCCGCGUCGAUCCGCUCCUGCCUGACGCGCUGCCGAGGGGGCGGCUCUCGCCGCGCGCCGAGGAUGCACCCGGUGCACUCCUCCAAGCUGUGCCGAACAACGAUGCGCCUCGGGCGAGCCAAGGCCGGCCGGCGGCGACGAUGCGAGUUCCGGUCGGCAUCGACGACACAUUCGGUGGCAUUGCGCUGCGGUUUGGGCUCUCGCGUCGCGAGCUUGUUGCUCUCAACCCGGGGCUGCGCGCGAGUCAGCUCCAGGCCCGGGCGACCGUCGUCGUCCCUUACCGCGAGUUGAGCAGCGAGGACACGUCAGCGCUGGCACAGGCGGCUGCGCCGGCACGGGCUUCCAAGAUCGACGCUGCAGUGGCAAGCUUUGUGCGGGCGACUCGCGCGUCGAGCGAGGACGCUGUAGCAUAUUUGGCGUGCGCUGACGGCGACGUGGCUGCCGCCAUCGCCGAGUUCCAGGCCGACGCAGCGUGGGAAGCUGACCAUCCGCUGACAUGAAGGGCAAGGCACGCAGCGCGACUUUACACAAAGAGGGAAGAGGACGACAGGAGAAGACUAAGAUGGAGAGGACUGAGCAAGGCAUAGCCGCGAUGACUGGUCGCGACAGCGCCGGUGCACAGCAGUUAGCGGUUCUUCUUCUUCGGGCCACGCGGCGGGGUCAUCGGGCGCCCCUGCGCCAUGCCGCCGUAGACAUACU
Molecule: messenger RNA, 934 nt
Organism: Thecamonas trahens ATCC 50062
Lineage: Eukaryota; Apusomonadida; Apusomonadidae
Exons: 1
Coding region: 1-735 (244 amino acids)
Source: RefSeq, a predicted model, not a curated record